UUCCGGGUAAGAAUUAAGUACAUCCACUUUAUUAUUUUUAGAGAUUUGGUUAAAUAUGAACUGGUGGAAGCCAAUUACAAUGCUAAGGUAGUGUACCAUCCGGAUGAUACGUCCCACGAAGGCGAAGAGGAAUAUAAAGGAAACCUAAUGAAUUUCACGGAAAUGCUUUUGUGGGGGAACAAGUGUUGUAUUCCGCUCGUGCGCCAAAUAACGUUCGAGAAUGCCGAAGAACUGACAGAAGAAGGCCUUCCACUGAUGAUCCUGUUCCACAGAUCUCGAGACGUCAACGUCGUCAAAAGGUUCAAGAUUUCGUGUUCGCAAAUCCGAGCAGAGCGCAGUAGAAUAAACUUCUUGUACGGUGACGGUGACUUGUUCUCCCAUCCGUUGUCGCACCUGGGGAAGACUGUGGCGGACCUGCCUGUGCUGGCCAUCGACAGUUUCCAGCACAUGUACCUGUUUCCGGACAUGGAGAAGCUGGACGAUCCGGACGCACUGGAACAGUUCAUCGAGGACCUCUACACGGGCAAGCUGCACCGGGUGUACCACUACGGGGAGGAGGUUGUGCCCUCCACCACCACCACCAAGGACAACCUCACGUCUCGGGUACCUAAAUCAGUCUUUGUAAAUCUGCAGCCGUCACAGCACCGGUACACGCUGCUACGCGACGAGUUAUAGGUUCUCAUUCAUUAACAUUAACAUAGAGUACAAUUGGAUCUCUGUUGUAGUUUUACACCAGAACGUAUGUCAAUAGUUUCAAAAAUUAUAUACAUAUGUUUUUAAUAAUUUUAUGUGAAUAGUUAAAUAUUUAAAACAGAAACUGUUAGUAUAAUUUACAAUUUAUUGGUUGUAAAGAAUAUGUGAGUUUAAAGAUAGAAAAAGGAACAAGGAAAGAGUGUGUUGUGUUUCUGCCUUUUUGAAUUGUAAAACAACUCAGUUAAAU
Molecule: messenger RNA, 940 nt
Organism: Homalodisca vitripennis (glassy-winged sharpshooter)
Lineage: Eukaryota; Metazoa; Arthropoda; Insecta; Hemiptera; Cicadellidae
Product: endoplasmic reticulum resident protein 44-like
Exons: 2
Source: RefSeq, a predicted model, not a curated record